This is a messenger RNA of Arthroderma uncinatum, 3207 nucleotides long. RefSeq lists its product as uncharacterized. Gene Ontology annotation, molecular function: zinc ion binding; DNA-binding transcription factor activity, RNA polymerase II-specific. The coding region runs from base 1 to 3207 and encodes 1068 amino acids. The record is from RefSeq and is a predicted model, not a curated record. NCBI's taxonomy places the organism in Eukaryota, Fungi, Ascomycota, Eurotiomycetes, Onygenales, Arthrodermataceae. The transcript has 7 exons. Gene Ontology annotation, cellular component: nucleus. Gene Ontology annotation, biological process: positive regulation of transcription by RNA polymerase II; aromatic amino acid catabolic process.
AUGGACGAUAUCAGAAUGACCGGCAGACCGGCGACGGUGGCCGCGGUGCCUUCAAAGCGCAAAGUGAAGUGCGAUUUGGGAAGUGUCGACAACCCACGACCGCCACCAUGUGUGCGGUGUCGCCGAGAGAGCAAGAGAUGCGAGUUCUCUGCUACAAGACGCAAGCGCAAGAUCUCCGAGGAGUCUGACGACAAGGGCGGUGCCGGUGUCCUGCGCAGGGAUAAGCGCAUGAUGGUUGCCGACGGAUCUGUGUCUCCUAGCAUGGAUAACGAUAGCAUUUCGAGCCCUAUCCCCAAUGGCGUAACUUCGCAUCCACGAGGCAGUCUGCCGCCAUACGAAGGUGAUCCUCGACCCAAUGGCUCGGCUGCGCAGCGCAAAUGGUCCAAUGCCACCGCACCACCACACCGAAUCUGCAUCCCCCCUACCGGAAUCACCAUUCCCGCUCCGACUUCCAUCCCACCAGACCAGUACCACGCUCAUCGCGCGAGUUUCUCCGGCGGUGGACGACCAUCCUUACCCCCUCACGUUCUUGAGAGCGGCCAGCAUAUGAUGAACAAAACUGCUGCUGAGUUGCUUUCUCCCGCCAUCAGCAAUACUCACGAUGCUCUACAUCUUCUCUCAGAAGCAGCCGGCAGGACGGAAGAUCUAAAUCGCCAGCAGAUGGAAUAUCAGUAUAAUGGACGCCAUUCCUCAACGUCAACCUUCGCAUCUGUCUCACCUGGCCAGAACGGAACCCCAGGCAGAGGUAGCAGAUCUAACUCGACAACACAACAAGGUGCCGGAAUGAGCUGGUACAAUCAAAACAAGGGCGGUUCCCCCAGCGUUGACGUCCUCGUCGAGGGCACCGACGCUGGCUUGAGCCCUCCCAAGGCUUCUCAGGAUAUGGACUACACCAAGGCUCGCAGAGCUUGGUCCAGACUACGAUUCAUCCGCGCCGGCUGGUUUAGUGUUGAUGAAGCAAUGUCUUAUAUUGAAUACUAUUACGAGCAUCUUGCGCCAUUGACUCCCAUCGUCUUGAAAAAUUAUAGCUCACCCUCGACACAUCUUACUCUUCUGACGGAAGAGCCGGUAUUGACCGUGACAAUGCUUACUAUCGCUUCUCGCCAUAUGAAACUCUCUGGAAACGGAGCCAAUUCCCGGGCAUACUCUAUCCAUGAAAAGCUGUGGUCAUACCUACGCGGUAUGAUCGAACGGCUAUUCUGGGGACAAGAGAAGUUUGGCGAUUACGGCGGUGUCUCAGUACCAAGGCAGUUUGACGUGGCUAAUCCACUAUCCACCGGACAGGCACAAAGAAGUGGUGGCCAAUUAAGAUCCAUCGGAACUGUCGAGGCGUUGCUCCUUCUCACGGACUGGCAUCCACGAGCUCUUCAUUUCCCUCCCGGCGACGAUGAGAACACCCUGCUUGAUGUUGAUCCACAGCAACUCAACUAUUUUGAUGGAGACGGCGACGACCAUUUCCCAGACCACCACCCUGGUAAAGGCCAAGGCGGUCCUGGUGAAGGUCGUCUCGCCUUCUAUAAAUGGCUUGAACCCGUUUGGCGCUCCGACCGCAUGUCCUGGAUGCUCCUAAGUACUGCCCAGGCCCUUGCCUUUGAGCUGGGUAUCUUUGACCAGAAAAACGAUCUGCGAGCCUCCACUGAAACAUCAUGCGAAAUGGCUCGGAAGCGCCGUUUACGGCGACUGAUUCUUGUCUAUGUUUCUCAAAGCAGUGGUAGAUUGGGAAUUCCUUCCAUGCUCCCUCUACCGCAAUGGAACCAGAAUACCGAGCCUCCCCGUGCUGAAGACAUGCACUCGCCGAAUUUCCACGAGGAUUACAUGAUUGAUCUGAUGCAAGACUGCUGGAUGGAUAUCUCUAAGAUCAUGUACAACAGCAACCAAGUUCUCUUCCUGUCAAAGGAACUCACCACAAACCUUAUUAAGAGUGGCCAAUAUCGCGAUCGGAUUGAUGAAUUUACCCCUUCUCUGAGAGAGUUUAAAGCGAAACUUGACAAGCUUUCAGUCACACCUCAAAUGCGAAAUGUUUUAACGAUUGAAUACGAAUAUACCCGACUAUAUGUCAAUUGCUUAGCCUUACAAGCCGUCGUUGAACGAUGGACUACUAUGAAUGAGGCUGGUUCAAACGCAAACCAGAACCAUGCCAACGGAACGACCAACGGAACCGCCAAUGGAGCAACAUCUGGCGCUGGAACUGUUCCGCUCCAGGUAUUACUGGAGCAGUAUGAAGUUAACGAACCUUAUAUCCAAGAAGUUGUCGAUGCUUCUCGAAGGAUUUUGCAGAUCGUACUGGAAGGAUUCGUUCCGGGGGAUAUUCUAAAGCAUGCACCUGUCAGAACAUAUUUUAGAAUUCUCUCCGGGAUGAUCUUCAUCCUCAAGACGUUUACAUUGGGUGCUAAAGAGGACGAUGUGAGAGUAUCUUUGGAGCUCCAGGAUCGGACCAUCGAAUGUCUUCGGACCUGUGUCGUGGACGACGUCCACCUCAGCGUCACAAUAGCCGAUCUGCUUCAGUUGCUCACAUCAAAUAUCCGAAAUCGAUUCCUGCGCUUUGCCCCCUUCGACCGUGUAGGCGAGUCGGGCAGCAGGCAUCAAUCCCCCGCCCCCGCAUCAGAACAAGACUCCCGAGAACAACAGCAGCAACAGCAACAUCCGUCCAAUGAGCACAAUGACUACCGUUGGCAACAAAACCAUAACAAUGGAACCCCAAGCACAAACGGUUUCUCAUUCGACAACAACCAUCCCACCUCCGCACCACCAACAACCCAUCACGACCCGCUCGCCAAUAUCCCUGUCCAACCAAUCAAUUCCUCCAACAUUAACGUUUCUUUCAUGCCCCCUCCCCCUUCCGUGUAUUACAAUUACUACGACCCUAGCUCGACCUCUCCUAAAAUGGAAAUGGACGAAUCCUCUACCACUGUCGCGCCUCCAGCUAUCAACACUAGCGCUCCGAGUGGCAACAAUACCACGCAGGCAAAUUCAAACAGCAUGUCAGAUUGGUUUGCUCUCCCACUUGAUCAAUUUUUCAACAGCUCAACUGCAGGUGUUGACCAAGGUCUUGGAGGCACCGGCCCAAUGGUCGGUGAAUUCGAUAUGUUAGAGGUUCUGCUCAAAGAGCAGUAUACGAGCGAGAACAAUGCAAAUGGUGCCGGUGCUAACGGCGCGGCUCCAGUAGCUGCUACAAACGGUGCUGGAAUAUCAUCUCAUUUCCUAUAA